This is a messenger RNA of Epinephelus moara (kelp grouper), 1441 nucleotides long. It is a transcript of the gene dnd1, whose product is annotated as DND microRNA-mediated repression inhibitor 1. The coding region runs from base 67 to 1227 and encodes 386 amino acids. Gene Ontology annotation, biological process: negative regulation of miRNA-mediated gene silencing; mRNA stabilization. Gene Ontology annotation, molecular function: mRNA binding. The record is from RefSeq and is a predicted model, not a curated record. Gene Ontology annotation, cellular component: nucleus; cytoplasm. Lineage: Eukaryota; Metazoa; Chordata; Actinopteri; Perciformes; Serranidae. The transcript has 5 exons.
UCCAGGUGCGGCCACGGGCGACAGAGAGGCGACACUGCCCGCGCGAACACAGCAACGGAGGAGACGAUGGAAGACAAGCAGAGCCAGGUGCUGAACAUUGAGCGGGUGAAGGCUCUGGAAGCCUGGCUGAAAGCGACAAAUAUAAAGCUGACACAAGUCAACGGCCAGAGGAAGUAUGGAGGACCACCUGAGGUGUGGGACGGGCCCACCCCAGGGGCCCGCUGUGAGGUGUUCAUCAGCCAGAUCCCACGGGACACAUACGAGGAUCAGUUGAUCCCCCUCUUCAGCUCUGUGGGGCCCCUCUGGGAGUUUCGACUCAUGAUGAACUUCAGCGGCCAGAACCGCGGCUUCGCCUAUGGGAAAUACGGCUCUCCAGCUGUAGCCACCGAAGCCAUCCGUGUGCUGCAUGGUCACGUGCUGGAGCCAGGCUUGAGCCUCAGCGUCCGCCGCAGUACAGAGAAGAGACACCUCUGUAUCGGAGACCUGCCAGCCUCUACCAGGCAAGAGGAUCUACUGCAGGCUCUGCGAGCGCUGACAGAGGGGGUGGAGAGAGUGUCUCUGAAGGCCGGGCCUGGUAUACAGGGGGUGUCUGCCAUAAUCGCCUUCUCAUCCCACUAUGCUGCUUCAAUGGCAAAGAAGAUGCUGGUGGAAGCAUUCAGGAAGCAGUUUGCAUUGGACAUCUCAAUCGAAUGGAAGACUACAGUGAAGCCGAUCCACGAGGACCCACUGUCUUCAAACAAACCUUUGAAGAGCCCCCUGCCAACACCCCUGCAACCUCCGCGACACACCCUGAACUCUCGACAGCCCUCAGCUCCGCCUCCUCGCCAGGCCUGCCCUCCAUCUGCCCCCCAGAGUUUCUGCAGAGCAGUGGGAGGACCCACUACACCCCAGCAGCCCCCCCAUACCUCCUCCACCUCCUCCUCUUCCCACCAGGGGCAUCUUGCAUCUACAGCCUCCUCAUUAUCCUCCCCUGUGAUGCUCCUCCAUAGGCUAUGCGAGGCGACUGGUUUUGGCCAGCCACUCUAUGAGUUACAGCCCUGCCAUGCUGGGCCUGAUGGAUUCCUCUACUUUACCUAUAAGGUGCAUAUCCCUGGGAGAACCUCGGCCUUCAAAGGGGUGGUUAUGAUCUUGCCGGGAAACGGUGCCAACAACAUUCUGGAUGACGCCCAGCGAGCUGCAGCCCAGCAGAUUCUGCAGAAGGUGUACAAUAACCAGCUCGCCCACUGACAAGCUCAUCAGUUAGCAAAACAGUACACAAACAUCACAGCACUGUUUGUUUUGUAAAUGAUGUUAUGUACAAAAAAAGAUGUUUGAUCUUGUAUGUAGUUUUGGUGAUUUUGCAUGCUUUUAUUAUAGUAGCAGACUUGUUUGUCUUGUUUGAACUUCUGUGCUUUGUUUUAUGCAUGUUUUUUAGUGUGUGUUACUGUUGGAUUGGUUCCUC